AUGGAGGUGAUCGAUUCGUGCGUGGCCUUCUUCCAAAACACGCUGGCCAGUCCUUCAUUCCAGUUCCUCGCUGACCUGACGCUGGAUCUGCCGUGCACAUACCACGUGGGAGAUGGAUUCGAGAUUGUGGAGCGUGAUGGGGACGUUCAGAGAUCGAAUGACUUUCCUUUCAGCAAUGUCCAAAGACAGUUCCCCAAUCAAGGUUGCCAGGACGCCAUGUGGGAUUUUGUCGCAUCUUGCCCCAAUCUCUCGUGUCUCUGUAUUAUGGCGAUUCAGUUCCUAGAUGUGGGAAGGUUGGAUUGGAAGAAAUCACACAAUUCCCGCGGUUUGAAAGUCCUAUCUCUGGACCGUGUCUGGGUCAGUGUUGCCGCGAUCAAGUCACUCCUACAACCGCAUUCGACAUCCAGUGCCCCUCCUGCGCUUCGACGUAUUAACCUUUAUGAGGCCAAGAUGCAUAUCGAGGGGGGGACUGGGAGGAUCUGUUUAUUUAUCUCAAAGACAACUGCCCAAGUCUUGAAUGCGGCAGGCUGGGGCAGCUCACUUACUUCGAGGACCACCCUCGGAAUGAUUACAUGGAACAUCAUGAUGAGGAAGAAUUUAAGGGCUGGCGGCAGAGAAUUCUUUCCAGAAAGCCUUGUCGAGUAUUUGGGUUAG
Messenger RNA from Clonostachys rhizophaga, 654 nucleotides. The record is from the annotation of a GenBank genome assembly. Lineage: Eukaryota; Fungi; Ascomycota; Sordariomycetes; Hypocreales; Bionectriaceae.